Messenger RNA from Talaromyces amestolkiae, 834 nucleotides. RefSeq lists its product as uncharacterized. The transcript has 3 exons. Gene Ontology annotation, cellular component: cytoplasm; nucleus. The record is from RefSeq and is a predicted model, not a curated record. Lineage: Eukaryota; Fungi; Ascomycota; Eurotiomycetes; Eurotiales; Trichocomaceae. Gene Ontology annotation, biological process: tRNA wobble uridine modification. Bases 1 to 834 code for a protein of 277 amino acids. Gene Ontology annotation, molecular function: tRNA binding; S-adenosylmethionine-dependent methyltransferase activity.
AUGGCUACGACAGGUGAAUCGCAAGUCAGCCAUGACACAGCCGACGUGAAACCAGAUGCCGAAGACUACGAGUCCAAGCAUGUACAUGAGGUGUAUCAGCAGAUUGCCAGCCACUUUUCCGAGACGAGAUACAAGCCAUGGCCAAUCGUCGAACGGUUCCUUCUCGAGCAAAAGCCAGGCUCGAUUGGCCUUGAUAUCGGCUGCGGUAAUGGAAAGUACUUGAAAGUCAAUCAAAACGUCUUCAUCAUUGCGUCUGACAGAUCCGAUGCGCUUGUCCAAAUCGCGACGCGACACCAACCGCAUUCCACUGUCGUCGCAGACAUUCUCAGCCUGCCUCAUCCCGAGUCCUACUUUGACUUUGCUAUAUCAAUCGCAGUGGUACAUCACCUGUCGACGCCAGAGCGACGGAUACAAGCUGUUUCGGCUAUUCUGCAGACAUUAAUACCAGCAACAGACAAUGACACCGACCACAAAGCCAACACUGGCGGAAAAGCGCUAAUCUACGUGUGGGCUUUAGAACAAAAAGCCAGUCGCAGAGGCUGGGACAAAGGUCAUGAACAGGAUGUGAUGGUUCCUUGGGUUUUGCGCAACAAGCCGGCUGUUGCUAUGAAGAAUAAAUAUGGACAAGAAGAAUCGAAAGACCAAAACAAGCCACCAGAACAGGACAAAGUAUUCCACCGAUUUUAUCAUCUAUAUGAGGAAAACGAGCUCGAAAGAAAUAUCCGUGCCGCAGGUGGUGUUGUCAUCGAAUCUGGAUAUGAGAAGGACAAUUGGUGGGCGAUUGCUUCGAGAGCAGCUCCCUCUCCGACAAAUCAACAAGCUGGUGGCAGCUGA